Messenger RNA from Hepatospora eriocheir, 498 nucleotides. The record is from the annotation of a GenBank genome assembly. Lineage: Eukaryota; Fungi; Microsporidia; Hepatosporidae.
AUGCUGAUUUAUUUAGUUAUUGCAAUCAGUCCAUUUGCACUAUACUUUUACUUUGUAUUUUUUAUUCCGUUAUUGGGAAUAUUUUUUAAUAGAAGUAUGUUUAAUUUGCUAAUAGUUUUCUUUUUAUGUUUUAUGUCUUUAGGAACAACAAUAUUAAGGGUUGAUUUGUUUGGGAAAAUAUGUGAUAUAUUAUUCAAUAUUAGUUCUGGUAACAUGAAUCUUCUUAGAAGUGGAAUGCGGAUAUUUAUUAUGGCUUAUAUUGUUUUAAUAACUAAUUUAAGCUUUAAUGUUGAUUAUUAUGUUUCAAAUCUAAAAAAAGCGAAUGUGAAUGGUUUUUAUAAUAAAACUGUACAUGAUUUUUUAUAUAAGAGGUUUACUUAUCCUUUUAUUGUGAAAGAAUAUGUUAAUACUCUUAAAAUAUUCAUUCCUUAUAUAUUUGAAUUGUUACUUGCUUUCUUUAUUAUUCCUAUGAUAAUUUAUAAAAUUUCCAGGGUUUAG